This is a messenger RNA of Pomacea canaliculata, 950 nucleotides long. RefSeq names its product putative cyclin-dependent serine/threonine-protein kinase DDB_G0272797/DDB_G0274007. The transcript has 2 exons. NCBI's taxonomy places the organism in Eukaryota, Metazoa, Mollusca, Gastropoda, Architaenioglossa, Ampullariidae. The record is from RefSeq and is a predicted model, not a curated record. Bases 1 to 729 code for a protein of 242 amino acids.
AUGGAGAAGCAAUGUAGUCGGAUGUCAUACAAAGACCCUAAGAAAAGGUCUGCGAAGGUGUCAUUGCCUUCUAUUCCACUUCAGACUCUUCUGACAGUGGCUACCAAGCAGCGCGAGCAAGUAAACAAGACACAUGACAAACGAGAUCUCGAGGGGAUAUAUGUGUAUCACAACUAUAUGCAACGUCUGCGGCGACUCCAUCAAAGUUACGUCAAAAAAUGCAAGUACGUGCAGCCACAGCGUCAGCAGCAGCAGGAGCAGCAGCACCACCACCACUACCAGCAGCAGCAGCAACAACAAAAACAACAUUGUAGUCAGCUGGAGCCUCUGCGAAACUCUCAUCAAAAAUUAACGACGAUCAGCGGAGCUCAAUUCAGAUUGUCCCUGAGCAGAAUUCCGCAGAAUUCUUCACAACCUUCUGAUCAAGUCCCAGGUCCUCGAGGAAGCGAAACUGUCUCUAGCACUGCGCCACAAGACUUGGAAGCUAAAGAUGAUAAAGAUGAAUUUAAAGAUUAUAAAUAUGAUGAAGGAGCAAAACUGGGUAGCAGUCAGCGCCCCAUCUACAUUCCUUGUGGCCGCGAGCCCAACCCAUUGUAUUUGCGACAGCAACAAGAGCAGCGGCAACAGUUGACGAAAAAGACGCCCAGAAAAAUUGACCAAUCUGGUACCCUGAGUUUUCGAAUGUGGAGACAUCUCUAUCAACAGCACAGAACUAUCUAUUCCUCUUGAGUCAAAGUGUAAUGCAUCUUAUCUGCAAGGUUUUAUACAUUUCGAAAAAUCCAUCUGCGGGGACUACUUUGGGCAAGAGAGCAAGGAAAACAGAAAUAAAAACAGCUAGAAGAAUGUAACACCUUGAAUUCCUGUCGGACAUUAUGGGUUUUAGUUGUAUACUAGUAACUGUACAUCAAUAGUAGUAAUGCAGCUUACUGUAAAACGCAUGUACCACCCUU